Molecule: messenger RNA, 1083 nt
Organism: Adineta ricciae
Lineage: Eukaryota; Metazoa; Rotifera; Eurotatoria; Adinetida; Adinetidae
Source: the annotation of a GenBank genome assembly
AUGUCUCCCUAUCAACAACGAAUCAAUAUUCCCAUCCAACACGUGUCCAAUAAUAUUGAUGCUCGUCGCACGGAACCAUACCGACUAAAUUCCGUUUAUACAAAAGAUACAACCACACAAUGGAUUCCCGAUUCGAUAACUGACCGAGAAAUAUUCCGUAUAAAAAUAAACAUCGACGGAUUUCAUAAAAAUGAUGUUCAUGUUCGUGUGGAUGGAAGCAAACUUUAUAUCUACGGUGAACGAAUUGAAAAUAAAACUCAAGGUACAUCAAAGAAAAUUAUCGAAAAAUCUUACGAACUACCAGCCGAUGUGGAUAAAUCAAAUCCACAUAUAUCCUAUCCGUCAUCUUCGCUGAUGCAAGUUGAUUUUCCAGCAAAACAUCCGUCGCGAAAAAUAUCUACCAAUAGACGCAUUCGUUCUCCUGAGAUUGAACAAUUUCAUGAAAAUCGAACAAGUGCACUUCCAAUACAUCGUGUAUCCAUCAACUCCAGAGAUUCUAAUCUCACUUCUACGCCUUUAAGCAGUCCAGUUUACAAAUUUCCUGAGUCGACUAGCGCUCCAACCAUGAAUAAAGCUAUAUCAAUUUACAAACAAACUGCUAACAAAAUUCAGCGACGACGUGCAACUCCAAUUGUAGGCUUUCAACCAUCUUCGCAUGGCGAACAACAACGGUCUAUGACUCCAGCAUUAUCCAGUAUAAUCGAAGAAGAUCCAAUGAAGUCAUCGUCAUCUUCUGACACGGAGAGCAGUAUUAGUAACCCUUCAGUGUCAUAUUUUCCUUCAGAUUUCAAUUCGGAAGCUUUCUAUAAAAGUAUUUUCCAACCGGAAAUCUUCACCGAUGAUCGUCAUCAACGAUAUAUCGAAAUGCGACUUGAUGUUCAGAAUCAUAAACAAGAUGAUAUCAAAGUAUCAAUCAAUGGCAAUGAUCUCGUUGUUCACGCUGAAAAUACUGAUUUUUAUAGACAAAUCACUUUGCCAUCGAAUACUGAUCUCUCGAGUUUAUCGAUACAUCAUCAUCACGACAAAAAACUUUACAUAACAGUGAAAUUACUCGAUGCGCAUUCAUCAUUUCGAUACAUCUGA